Messenger RNA from Drosophila miranda, 961 nucleotides. RefSeq lists its product as uncharacterized. The record is from RefSeq and is a predicted model, not a curated record. The transcript has a single exon. The coding region runs from base 98 to 940 and encodes 280 amino acids. Lineage: Eukaryota; Metazoa; Arthropoda; Insecta; Diptera; Drosophilidae.
UUCUGGUUCGUUCGAAAAAGUAGACAGUCAAAAUUUUAGUAAAGACAAAAAAACACCCAAAGAAUCUCAAAAACUGCAGAUCCCCUGAUCCUGCAACAUGCAACUUGGACAAUGGAAGGCGAGGGACCCCAAGAAGGAGGAUAAACCAGGGGAGAAACCGGGGAGUUCAAAAGAGAAACCAACGAAGCAUCUGCCCAAAGGUGACGAAAAAAAGAUGGAGCAGGAUCCAGGGACAGCGCGCAAUGAAAAGGCGGUCUACGAUGCCAAGGUAAAUCUCCUAUGCGGUGGUUUCUUUGCGAUGUUGGACUGCAGCCCCCAACCGGAGGAGGCAUUCCACCCCAACUCGCACGAAUGCUACAUCGCGAGGGAGUGGCUCAGAAAACUGACAUUUAUGAACUGCAACACAGUGUUCAAGGCGCGCAUACGCAAGGCGUACAUGAGUGCAUUGCUUGAGUGCUUCAAUCAGGGGCGCCUCUACGGGAUCUUGAAGCAGAUGCCCCCGGAAGAACUCAAUUGGAUGGACUUUCCGGACACCACGUAUCAUGCGUCGAGGCAGAAGUUUGAUACGUGUAGGGGCUUGCCACAGAACUGUUCUUUAGAGGACACAAUGGGUUUGGGUAGUCCUCAGUCUUCAAGCGAACAGUCACGGGAAGCGGUGGAUAGACAACAGCGUUUCAUGGAUGAAUCAGAAGAAUUUAUGAUAGAACAUCAGGUAUUUAGGACCGAAGAACCUCAGAGUUUCCAGCAACAGCCACGGAGAUACCAGGAACAGUCACGGACGGAAACCUUCUACGAUCCUACCACCUUUCCACCACCGCCCCAUGUGGGUCAACAACGUGAAAUUCGACACCUUCGGGGCGCCCCCUCGCUUCAUUGCGGAAAGGAAAGAUGGAAAAGAAUUCUCCCCAUCAGGUGCAGAAGGAGGAGGUGUGCCAGUUGAGGAUUUUGAUACUGCCAUCAU